Molecule: messenger RNA, 1863 nt
Organism: Rhea pennata
Lineage: Eukaryota; Metazoa; Chordata; Aves; Rheiformes; Rheidae
Product: sodium- and chloride-dependent betaine transporter-like
Exons: 15
Coding region: 1-1863 (620 amino acids)
Biological process (GO): sodium ion transmembrane transport
Cellular component (GO): plasma membrane
Molecular function (GO): gamma-aminobutyric acid:sodium:chloride symporter activity
Source: RefSeq, a predicted model, not a curated record
AUGGCAGAUGGGCUAGGAGGGCUUAGAGCCAUGAGGAAAACUGCAGAGCCCAGUGGAGCCAUGGCAGGGCCUGAAGAGCUAAAAGAGGAGGAAAUGGAAGAAAGAGGCCAGUGGAGUAACAAAGCGGAGUUUUUCUUGUCUGUGGCUGGGGAGAUCAUUGGUCUGGGAAAUGUGUGGCGAUUCCCAUAUCUCUGCUACAAGAAUGGAGGCGGAGCUUUCCUCAUCCCCUACCUCAUCUUCCUCUUCACCUGUGGGAUCCCAGUGUUCUUCCUGGAGAUUGCACUGGGGCAGUACACGAGCCAGGGAGGGCUGACAGCCUGGAGGAAGAUCUGCCCAAUCCUCGAAGGAAUUGGAUAUGCAUCACAAGUCAUUGAGGCCUAUCUGGUUGUUUACUACAUUGUCAUCCUGGCCUGGGCAUUCUUUUACCUGUUCAGCUCCUUCACUGCCGUGCUGCCAUGGACUAGUUGCAGUAAGCCCUGGAACUCAGAUCUCUGUGUGGACUUUCUGAAUAGCUCCAGCUUGGACAACAGGACGGUGCCUGUGAACGCCACUUCCCCGGUGAUUGAGUUUUGGGAGAAGCGAGUGCUGGGGCUCACGGAUGGUAUUCACAAACUGGGCACUGUGCGCUGGGAGCUGGCUCUGUGUCUCCUGCUCGCAUGGAUCAUCUGCUACUUCUGCGUCUGGAAAGGGGUCAAGUCCACAGGCAAAGUUGUUUACUUCACUGCCACCUUCCCUUAUGUGAUGCUGGUGGUCCUACUAGUGCGAGGAGUCACUCUACCAGGCGCUACUGAGGGCAUCCUCUUCUACCUGAAGCCAGACAUUACCAGGCUUGCAGACCCACAGGUCUGGAUGGAUGCAGGCACUCAGAUCUUCUUCUCUUAUGCCAUUUGCCAGGGAUGUCUGACAGCUUUGGGCAGCUAUAACAAAUACAAGAACAACUGUUACAAGGACUGUAUUAUGCUGUGUCUCCUGAACAGUGCCACCAGCUUUGUUGCUGGCUUUGCCAUUUUCUCUGUGCUGGGCUUCAUGGCUCGAGAGCAGGGUGUACCCAUUGCAGAAGUGGCUGAAUCAGGUCCUGGCCUAGCUUUCAUUGCAUAUCCAACAGCAGUAACAAUGAUGCCUGUGUCUCAGCUCUGGUCCUGCCUCUUCUUCCUCAUGUUGAUCUUUUUGGGACUGGACAGCCAGUUUGUCUGUGUGGAAAGCAUGGUGACAGCUAUUAUUGACAUGUUUCCGGAAGUAUUUCGGAAGAAGGGGUGUCGAGAGCUGCUGAUCCUGGCCAUUGCAGUUGUAUGCUACUUCCUGGGCUUAUUGCUGGUCACUGAGGGAGGGAUGUACAUCUUCCAGCUCUUUGAUUAUUAUGCUGCCAGUGGUACCUGCCUGCUCUUCCUGGCCAUUUUCGAAGUCAUCAGUGUAGGAUGGGUGUAUGGUGCGGACCGCUUCUAUGACAACAUUGAGGAUAUGAUUGGUUUCCGGCCAUGGCCCUUGAUUAAGAUAUGCUGGUUGGUGUUCACCCCUGGCAUGUGCCUGGCAAUCUUCCUGUUUUCCCUGAUCAAGUACACACCCUUGAAAUACAACAAUGUCUACGUGUACCCACCCUGGGGCUAUGUGGUGGGCUGGCUGAUGGCACUCUCCUCCAUGGUCUGUAUUCCUCUCUACGCCGUCUUCAUCCUCCUGAAAACCAAGGGACCCCUGAAGCAGCGGCUAAAGCAGCUCAUUUCCCCUGCGGAGGAUCUGCCCCAGCCGAAGAAGCAGCAUGUGGCUGGAGAGUCCGAGCCCUGGGAUGGCUCUCAGGCAGAGCACAGAGCACUGUCCCCUCCCGUCAAGGAGGUACUUGGCACCACAGAGGGAGAAACCCACUUGUAA